UGUGUGGUAGUUUCCUUAGCCAGGCUAGCAGUCCUGACCGGCAUCCAGCUUCUACUCCACCCCGCCUUCCUCGCCUGCCGCACCGACAACAAUCCACAGGCGCCCGCUGGUCUGGUGGAGGUCCUUCAGAGGACAGUUCAUGCUUUUGCGGCGAAAUUUUGAAGUUUAUUCCCCCCUCAAAAAUAGAUUUACCAUCAAACAUCAAAAUGCAACGAGUAACUGUCAGGCAUCACCUCGUCCUCCUCUUCUUCCUCCAUCUCCUGAGCUCAGCUGAACUGGAGGCGGUGGAUAAAGUGCCAGUGGAGGUGAUCGUUGACAGCUCCCCCUGCAGUGCCACCUGUGGGCUGGGCGUUAAAACUCAAACCCUGUGUUUCUUAAAAGAUUCCGAGACAGCCAUGGAAGAAGGCGUGAGAAGGGAAGAUGGAGCAGAGGUGUUGAAGGAGUGUCGUGUCUGUAAGGUGAAGUGUCUGGAGUCGUGGCAGUGUGGACUCAGCACCAUGACUGUGACUUCAGGACAGAGAGUGGACAUCGAUUGUCUGGGAGAAGUCAUGGAAGCGAUGGGGAGGUUUUCCUGGAGAGUAUCGUGGCGAUACGCCCAGGGUGUAAUCAGCUCUGACGACUCUCUGUUUGAUCGCUGGCGUGCUCCUUUGCUGGACCGAGUGAUUCUGGACCCCAUCGAGGAAGAGGACGCAGGCACCUAUUGCUGUGUUGUACAGGAUGCCACCUUCCACAUUGUGAAGACAGUUUACUGGGGGAUCCGGGUUUUGCCCGUCGGCAUUCUAAAUCUGGACUAUGAAAGCUCUCUGGUCCAGUGGGACUCCACUGGAAACCAGCAGAAUCAGACCACGUCAGACCAGCAAGACUACAGGACGGCUCUUCUUUACACAGUGCUGAUCAGUUUGAGCCUGGCAGGCGUCGGGGCUGGACUGAUUCUUCUGGGGCUUUACUGGACACACUGUAGGACAUUUCAAGUUGGUUUAACCUGGAAAACACACCUGCUGCCUUGAAGAUGCAAGUUAGCUCAACUUGAAGAUUAUCUUUGUUUCAACUAAGACAUUUAAGUACAUAAAGUUGAUGUAACUUCACUUGA
Messenger RNA from Perca flavescens (yellow perch), 1090 nucleotides. It is a transcript of the gene tmem81, whose product is annotated as transmembrane protein 81. The record is from RefSeq and is a predicted model, not a curated record. The transcript has 6 exons. The coding region runs from base 207 to 1007 and encodes 266 amino acids. NCBI's taxonomy places the organism in Eukaryota, Metazoa, Chordata, Actinopteri, Perciformes, Percidae.